CAUCCAUUCCACCCUGAUACGCACAGCUGGCGCGCGCCAUUCGCCAACACGCAUCGGACACCUCAAGCGUUCUGUGUCGAUUAACCGCAGCCCAUGGCGGACGCUCUGCAAAGUAUGCACGUGCUACUUGGCUCCAUGUGCUUCUUCGCGCUGGUUUUCCAAUUCGCCAACCGCCUGUCGGAUCGCUACGUCAAAGUAUACCGGGACUUCUCUAUCCCGGAGCAGGGUGACUGGUGCUCGCGAGUGAACUCGACGAUUCAUGCACUAGUGAUCGCCACGGGCAUGACCUACAGCUUCAUGCAGCAGCAGUGGGAUGCCGACCUAUUACCGACUAAGGAGGCACCUAUGGAGCUGGCCACCAUACUCUUCUCCUUCUCUUGCGGUUAUUUCCUGUUCGAUCUGUUCGUGCUCGUACUGUGGCAAGUUCCGCUCUGGAGAGUCUUUGUCAUCCAUCACAUCGUGGCCGCGCUGCCUUAUAUGAUCUACACUACGCAUGCUGGCUGCGGUAUGGACCUGUACUUGUUGCAGCUCUUCCUCAUGGUCGAGUUCGCCGUUAUCCCCCUCAACAUCACCACCUUCAUGGAGCAGUUGGGCUACGGCAAGAGUAAGACCCACGAGUUCUUUUUCUACAUGACGUACGUGUUUUGGUUCGUGGCGCGUGUCCUGCUGCCCAUCUACAACGUCUACGUGCUCUGGACCAAGAUCAUCCCGGACGCCGGAGCCGCACCCCUGUGCACUGUGCCGGCAGCUUUCUGCGGCCACAUCAUCGCCGCGUUUUGCAUCGGCGUAUUCAUCUUUGUAUGGACGCCUGACGUCUUGGCUAAGUGGCGAGUGCCUGUGCUGCAGAUGGAAGAGUACCCGGACUACAAGCUGACGAUGCGCCAGUCGAUGACGCCCCGCUCGAAUCCGAUCUUCACUCCGACCGCCGGGAAUGACAAGUGGGGAACGAAUUACGGCUCUGUGUCGGGCAAUACUCGAGAACCCCAAUGGACUUCUAAGUCGAUCGUGUGAGCAGCGAUAAGCCCAUGCUGCACGCUUCGAACGUGCGUAGUGGACGUCCUCCUCAAUGAUGAAGCUUCAGUGCUAGAUAUGUGUAAUUUAGUGGAUGGAGGCAGCUCUUUAGUGCCCCUCGUGUGGUGUUACCAGCUGAACCUGGCAAGCUCGUGUCCGGCUGCAAUUAUCGCGGCCGCGCAUCAAACUUCCCACUGUUUUUCUGAAAACGAAUCCACAUCGAGUCACUACCCAACCCGUACCAACACUAUCUAUGCUUCUGGUAGUCAUUCAACCGUCUUUGGCUUCGCCUUGGCUCUCGAUUUCUUCGGCAGGAUGAUUAAUGAAGCACUGGUGAUAAUGAUGGCUGCUCCAAUGACGCUGUACGUGCUAACGUGUUCCCCGAGUAAUGCGAUGUCCCAGAACAGCACAAACACGACGUCGAGAUAGCGCAUGACGGAUGCAAUGCCUGCACUGGACUGCUGGAAGCCCAUUGUCAAGAACACCUGGCCGACAAAUGCAAAGAAGCCGCUACCGAACAGCGCGACCACCAGACUUGAGUCUGUGGGCAAGGAGAAACCCUGGCAAUAUAGCACAAGCACCAAGGUUAUUUACUACUUAAUGCUCAACAAACGAUACUGCUUAUGACCUACCACAUCGAAAUACCACAGCGUAGCGAGUGCGUAGAGCAGCCCAAAGAGCAGGAAGUAGUAGUUAAUAAUCGCAUAGUUUAGCUUCUUCAGCUGGCGCAUCGUAAUAUACGAGGAAGCUUGCAUUAUAGAGCCACCGAGUGCACAAAUAA
Phytophthora nicotianae INRA-310 is the source of this 1792-nucleotide messenger RNA. RefSeq lists its product as hypothetical. The transcript has 4 exons. Gene Ontology annotation, cellular component: endoplasmic reticulum; membrane. NCBI's taxonomy places the organism in Eukaryota, Oomycota, Peronosporomycetes, Peronosporales, Peronosporaceae. The record is from RefSeq and is a predicted model, not a curated record. Gene Ontology annotation, biological process: lipid homeostasis. The coding region runs from base 94 to 1011 and encodes 305 amino acids.